AUGGAUGUCUGCGUGCUUCUCGUCUGUAAACUGGCGGAUCCCAUCAAGGUGGCCGUGGUGGGCAGCACGGGCAGCAUUGGAACCCAAACGCUUGACGUCAUACGACGGAUGAAUGCGUCUUCAAAUGAGCCAAAGUUCAAAGUGGUCUCCCUAACGGCAAACACUAACGUGGACGACCUGGCCAAGCAGGCGGAAGAGUUCAGGCCUAAUCGACUCAAUAUAAAUGUUGAAGGUUCGAUUUUGCGGGAUAAGGUGGCCGAUGGGUGCCACAUUACCACCGGUAAGGAAGGAAUGUUGGAAAUAUGUGACUCGUCUGACUACGAUAUCUUGGUCAUGGGAAUCUCUGGGUGCGCAGGUAUAGAACCCACAAUAGCUGCGGCCAAAGCCGGCAAGAAGCUGGCACUAGCGAACAAGGAAUCGGUGGUAUCAGCAGGUGCAUUGCUUCGAAGCGUUGUUAGGGAGAACGGAUGUGAAAUCAUACCCAUAGACUCGGAGCACAACGCGCUGUACCAGUGUCUGAUGACUUCAGCACGGGAUUUCGCAGACCACAUAAAGCAGAGGGAUGAAAAACCGCUAUGUGGUCUUUCAACGAAUGUCAUCAAUUCAGUGAAGCGGCUUAUAGUCACUAGCAGUGGAGGCCCGUUCAGGGACAGAAGUCUGUCAGAAAUGAAGUCUUUGCGGAUAUCGGAUGCUCUCAAGCAUCCCGUGUGGAGCAUGGGCGCAAAAAUAACAGUUGACUCAGCCACCAUGAUGAACAAAGGACUAGAGGUCAUAGAAGCUAACCAGCUUUUCGGAAUACCCUAUGAACGGAUACGUGUACUGAUACACAAGGAGUGUAUUGUGCAUUCUCUGGUAGAAUUCGUUGAUAACUCCGUGAUUGCGCAACUCUACAAGCCGGAUAUGAGGCUCCCAAUCGCAUAUGCACUCCACUGGCCGGACCGCACUGAAAACACGUUGCCCGAACUGGACCUAACCAAACAAAGCCUCACGUUCACGGAACCCGAUCUGGAGAAAUUCCCGUGCCUCAAACUGGCUUACGAGGUUGGCAAGAAGGGCGGACUGUACCCCACGGUGCUAAAUGCUGCCAAUGAACAGGCCAACGACCUUAUGAGGCAGGACGCUAUAGCGUACAGUGAGCUGUAUCCAUUGGUGCGUGACGCUGUCGAGGCUUACAACCCGCCGAAUUCGGAUGGGCAGGACAUAGAGGUACGUGCUGUCGAAACCAAUUAA
Babesia bigemina is the source of this 1230-nucleotide messenger RNA. Its product is annotated as 1-deoxy-D-xylulose 5-phosphate reductoisomerase family protein, putative. Gene Ontology annotation, molecular function: 1-deoxy-D-xylulose-5-phosphate reductoisomerase activity; protein binding; manganese ion binding. Gene Ontology annotation, biological process: isoprenoid biosynthetic process. Lineage: Eukaryota; Apicomplexa; Aconoidasida; Piroplasmida; Babesiidae. The transcript is spliced from 4 exons. The record is from RefSeq and is a predicted model, not a curated record. Bases 1 to 1230 code for a protein of 409 amino acids.